Molecule: messenger RNA, 1996 nt
Organism: Osmia bicornis bicornis
Lineage: Eukaryota; Metazoa; Arthropoda; Insecta; Hymenoptera; Megachilidae
Product: DNA damage-regulated autophagy modulator protein 1-like
Exons: 6
Coding region: 1086-1910 (274 amino acids)
Source: RefSeq, a predicted model, not a curated record
ACACGUCCGCGGGAAGCGUCGCGACGUACCUACGUUUCUUGGAGCACGACAACGACGUCGGCGUCAGUCUCGUGGCGCAGCUGCCGAGAGCGCCGUUCUCGUUGGCACAACAUCGAUCGUGCACUGUCGGCCAUAACCUCUGCUAUUUCUACUGUCUAUUCACUCUGGCCUCGUCAAUUUAAACCCCGCAAAACGUAAUUAAAAUCAACGAAUCAAGAAGAAAACUUUCGUGAAUCGUUUCUUUUUUUUUAAGUAUCUUCGUUGAGCAUACAGGGUGCUUCCUGGCUGAGCCAGGAAGACCUUCAACCGUGUGCAACCCCUUUUCGAAACAGUUUCCAGUUUCAGUGAAACGUGACGAUAGGUGGACAACUGUCAGUGUCGCAUAUUAAAGGUACAGCAUGUUUCAUUUAUCGAGAAGAUUCGUGCGUUUUCGACGGACAGCUGGUUUCACCUAGACAGCACUGUGCUCAAUUCCCUGUUCAAGUAGACAACGCCCGCGUGAGAAUAUUCGCACGCGUCAGAUCCUGUGUCGCUCUCAAUCGUCGGCAAACAUCGUGCCAUGGACACCUGAUUACGCGGGACGAUAUCGAGCACGAUAUUUUUGCCGCGAGCCGUGGACUCGAUUCGUUCGCACGCGUCCAACAUUCGUGAGCUAAGUUAUUUUCGUUCGCGGAAUAAUUCAGAAAGGUUUCGCAAGGAUCAGCUGGCGUGAGGUUCAAACGUAACGCGACUUUCUCUCAGUGGAAAUGUAAUUGGGAUCGCAUUUUGUCGGCGGAAGAAAACAGUGAUAGUAACCAGCCACGUGACAACGCGUUUCCUUUCUGUUCGAAGGUGCAUAGAAAAGUUGAUGACAGUGGAACCGCAGUGCGCUCGUUGUACGCGUCGCAGUGGUUACUUCCCAGGGGAAGGAAGUGGAAUAAAAGGUUCGGUCUCUCGAAGGAGACGAGCAUGAGUGUUCGUUGCUCGUCGACGCGUGCAUCGGCGCGUGUUUCUCCUCGAUAGCGACGUCGUUCCCGGACGUCGUCGCCUGACGUCAUCGGUUCCGGCGGGAAAGCCAACCACAACCAAAUACGCACAGCCGAAACAUGGACAAGGAGGAUUACUUAGUCAAUUUGCAUUAUCUUCCGAUUAUAUUGUUCAUUUCCUUGCCUUCCGUCUUUAUUCUCACUUACGUAGUAGCGGUUGUAUUGGGCCACGUGGAAGCUGGGUUUCCUUACAUCUCCGACGCAGCUUCGUAUGCACCAGAGAGCUGCAUAUUCGCACAGUUCAUCAACAUGUUAACGAUGCUCAUGUCAUUCGUCAUCUACAUAAGGUACUCUCAGGUGAAAGAAUAUUCGAGUACAUUUAGCCUACAGGAAUCCUUGUCAAAAUGGAAUUACUGGUCCUUAAUUUUUGGUCUAGUGGGCACCUUCGGCCUCUCCAUCGUAGCGAAUUUUCAAGAAUCGACUGUGAUAGUUAUGCACUUCAUCGGUGCAUUCCUUUGUUUCGGUGCAAGCACUGCGUACUUUUGGACACAGGCUGUGUGCACCUUCUAUCUGCAUCCGAUCGGAAGUUCUUUGAGACUGGCGCAUUUUCGUACAGCAUUGUCUACCUUCUGCACUGUUUGUUUCUGCAUCUCCGUCGUUACAGGCACGCUGGCGUUUGCGGCCUAUAAGGGUACGAAUCCUCAGAAAUGGUACAAGGAGGACGGUGGCUGGGAAUUGCACAUGGCUAGCACGGUUACGGAAUGGCUAUGCGCGAUUGCAUUCUGCAUCUACAUUUUGACGUUCAGCGAUGAAUUUAAGAACGUCAAAGUUACUCACCCAAAGGUUUUGUGCACCCGAAAUCGAACAAGGCUGACCAACGAGGCGCUAAACGAGAGCCAAAACUCCGCGAUGGCCCAGCAUCGACACCCGGCCAGGGUCACCUGAUCGCUGAUAGGCAGAGGCGCCGGUGGUUACGUCAACCUCCUAUCACACUCCCCAGUGAACACCCCGUGUCCCGGUUACAGGUACCG